AUGCUCGUCCCCAGGGCUCAGGGUUCUGAAAGCCCCCCCGACCCUUCCGGGGGUGUUUGCUGGCUUCACUGCUGUGGCCCAGCCCCUGGCCCAGCCACGGGUCCGAGGCAGGUACUCCAAAUAGUGUGCGACGACGACUUCGGCCUCCAGGAGGCCACGGUGGCCUGCCGCCAGCUGGGCUUCGAGGGGGCCUUGACCUGGGCCCACAGCGCCAAGUACGGCCAAGGCGAGGGGCCCAUCUGGCUGGACAACGUGCGCUGUGUGGGCACCGAGAACACCCUGGAUCAGUGCAGCUCCAACGGCUGGGGUGUCAGCGACUGCAGCCACUCGGAAGACGUCGGGGUGGUGUGCCACCCCCAGCGCCACCGAGGCUACCUUUCUGAGAGGGUCUCCAAUGCCCUGGGGCCCCAGGGCCGGCAGCUGGAGGAGGUGCGGCUCAAGCCCAUCCUCGCCAGCGCCAAGCGGCGCAGCCCGGUGACCGAGGGCGCCGUGGAGGUGAGGUACGACGGCCACUGGCGGCAGGUGUGUGACCAGGGCUGGACCAUGAACAACAGCCGGGUGGUGUGCGGGAUGCUGGGCUUCCCCAGCGAGACGCCCGUCCAGAGUUACUACUACAGGAAAGUCUGGGAUCUGAAGCUGAAGGACUCCAAGUCCAGGCUGAAGAGCCUGACCGUCAAGAACUCCUUCUGGAUCCACCGGGUCACCUGCCUGGGGACAGAGCCCCACCUGGCCAGCUGCCAGGUGCAAGUGGCCCCCGCCCAGGGCAAGCUCAAGCCGGCCUGCCCGGGGGGCAUGCACGCCGUGGUCAGCUGUGUGGCGGGGCCUCGCUUCCGCCCGCACAAGGUGAAGCCGCGCCGCAAGGAGUCAGGGGCAGAGGAGCCGAGGGUGCGCCUGCGCUCUGGGGCCCAGGUAGGCGAGGGCCGCGUGGAAGUGCUCGUGAACCACCAGUGGGGCACGGUGUGCGACCGCCGGUGGAACCUCGUCUCUGCCAGCGUCGUGUGCCGACAGCUCGGCUUCGGGUCUGCGCGGGAGGCCCUCUUCGGGGCCCAGCUGGGCCAAGGGCUGGGGCCCAUCCACUUGAGUGAGGUGCGCUGCCGGGGGUACGAGCGGACCCUUGGGGACUGCCCCGCCCUGGAAGGGGCCCAGAAUGGGUGUCAGCAUGAGAACGAUGCCGCCGUGAGGUGCCAUGUCCCCGACAUGGGCUUUCGGGGUCAGGUGCGCCUGGCUGGGGGACGCAGCCCCGAGGAGGGCGUGGUGGAGGUGGAGGUGGAGGUGAACGGGGUCCGGCACUGGGGGAGCGUGUGCAGCGACCACUGGGGCCUCCCCGAAGCCAUGGUGGCCUGCCGACAGCUCGGCCUGGGCUUUGCCAACCACGCCAUCAAGGACACCUGGUACUGGCAGGGGACGCCGGGGGCCGGCGAGGUGGUGAUGAGUGGGGUGCACUGCUCGGGCUCGGAGCUGGCCCUGCAGCAGUGCCAGAGGCACGGGCCAGUGCACUGUUCCCAUGGCGCUGGGCGCGCCUCGGCCGGAGUCUCCUGCAUGGACAGUGCUCCAGACCUGGUGAUGAACGCCCAGCUGGUGCAGGAGACAGCCUACCUGGAGGACCGGCCGCUCAGUCAGCUGUACUGCGCCCACGAGGAGAACUGCCUGUCCCAGUCGGCCGACCGCAUGGACUGGCCCUACGGACAUCGACGCCUGCUACGCUUCUCCACGCAGAUCUACAACCUGGGCCGGGCCGACUUCCGUCCCAAGACAGGCCGCCACAGCUGGAUUUGGCACCAGUGUCACAGGCACUACCACAGCAUCGAGGUCUUCACGCACUAUGACCUCCUGACUCUCAACGGCUCCAAGGUGGCCGAGGGGCACAAAGCCAGCUUCUGUCUCGAGGACACAAACUGCCCCACAGGACUGCAGCGGCGCUAUGCGUGCGCCAACUUUGGGGAGCAGGGCGUGACCGUAGGCUGCUGGGACACCUACCGGCAUGACAUCGAUUGCCAGUGGGUGGACAUCACGGACGUGGGCCCCGGGGACUACAUCUUCCAGGUGGUUGUGAACCCCAAAUACGAGGUGGCCGAGUCGGAUUUCUCCAACAACAUGAUGCAGUGCCGCUGCAAGUAUGAUGGGCACCGGGUCUGGCUGCACAACUGCCACACAGGGGAUUCGUACCCAGCCAGCACAGAGCUUGCCCUGGAGCAGGAAGAGCGCCUCAGAAACAACCUGAUCUGAAGCCGCCUCUGCACUCCCAGCUGCCGCUCAUACACCAGAUACCUCAGCCCGUCAGAGCCGUGCCCUCUGCGCCCCGACUCUGAGGAAGUGGGCCAGUGCCCCGGAGGUACCAAGAACCUGCUCAGGAAGCCUUCUGACGGCAAGACCGCCCACCCAGGUGGCACUGCUCCCUCGGGCUGGCGCCCGGCCUGUCCC
Messenger RNA from Carlito syrichta (Philippine tarsier), 2421 nucleotides. RefSeq names its product lysyl oxidase like 4 (gene LOXL4). The transcript is spliced from 15 exons. The record is from RefSeq and is a predicted model, not a curated record. Gene Ontology annotation, molecular function: copper ion binding; protein-lysine 6-oxidase activity. The coding region runs from base 1 to 2226 and encodes 741 amino acids. Gene Ontology annotation, cellular component: membrane. Lineage: Eukaryota; Metazoa; Chordata; Mammalia; Primates; Tarsiidae. Gene Ontology annotation, biological process: peptidyl-lysine oxidation.